AUGCAGAAGCUUCCCGUUGCUUUGCUCCCUCUUUGCCUGUGGUUGGUGAAACUCAGUCACGGCAACAGCAGCUUGGGCAGCGGCUUCAGUGAGCUCCACACUGAAUUCGCCGUCAGUCUGUACCAAACGCUCACAGAGACAGAGAACAACUCCAACCUGAUUGUGUCGCCUGCCAGUGUUUCACUCAGUUUGGGUCUGCUGGAACUGGGAGCCAAGGGGGAGACACUUAGCCAGCUGGAGAGGACUCUAGGAUACAAUGCCAAGGAUGCUGGUGUACAAGAUGUCUUCUCUGGGCUCCAUGGACGCAUGGGCAACUCUACUCAUGGGGUUCAGCUUCGGUUGGCCAAUGCUUUAUUCAUCCAGAGUGGUGUUCAUCUCCACCCAGAUUUUACCCAGCAUGCAUCUGCAUGGGGUAACAGCAGUUUGAUCAGUAUGAACUUUAGCCAUCCGAAUCACACACACAGCCAACUGCAGCAGUGGACACGCUACCAUAGUAACGCAGAUGAUGCCAGGGUUCGACAGACAGGUAAGGAACUGCUGGGCUCAGGUGAAUCCCAGGAUGAGACCUCAUCGUGGGGCAGUCUUCCACGUAUGGCCUUGGUCAGUACACUGGUGUUCCAGGGUGCCUGGCAGAAACAGUUCCUGUUUACUGAGACCCAGAAUCUGCCCUUCACACUGUCAGAUGGCAGCACUAUCAAAGUGCCCAUGAUGUACCAGUCAACAGAGGUCAACUUUGGUCAGUUUCACAUGCACUCAGAGCAGCGAUACACUGUCCUGGAGCUGCCCUACCUCAGUCGCUCACUUAGCUUGUUGCUGGCAUUGCCUAGCGACAGGAAGACACCCCUGUCCCACCUGGAGAGUCAGCUUUCAGCCCACGUUGUGGGACUCUGGGAUACAGGACUUCGGCGGACCAAAAUGGAUGUCUUCCUGCCAAGGUUCAAGAUGCGAGGAAAGUUUAAUCUGAAGCCUGUUCUUCAGUCUCUAGGAGUGUCGCAUGCAUUUGAUCCCUCUGCUGCGGAUUUCAGAGGCAUUUCAGAGGAGGAGGGCCUGUAUGUAUCUGAAGCUGUCCAUGAAACCAUGAUUGAGGUAACAGAAGAAGGGACCAAGGCAGCUGCAGCAACAGCUAUGGUGUUGCUGAAACGAUCUCGUGCUCCUGUAUUCAAAGCCGACAGACCUUUUCUCUUCCUCCUGCGACAAAUCAGCACAGGUUCCAUUCUUUUUAUAGGCCGAGUGCUGAAUCCAGCUGAGCAGCCAGCUUGA
Chanos chanos (milkfish) is the source of this 1260-nucleotide messenger RNA. It is a transcript of the gene serpine3, whose product is annotated as serpin peptidase inhibitor, clade E (nexin, plasminogen activator inhibitor type 1), member 3. Lineage: Eukaryota; Metazoa; Chordata; Actinopteri; Gonorynchiformes; Chanidae. Gene Ontology annotation, molecular function: serine-type endopeptidase inhibitor activity. The transcript is spliced from 8 exons. The record is from RefSeq and is a predicted model, not a curated record. Gene Ontology annotation, biological process: negative regulation of endopeptidase activity. Bases 1 to 1260 code for a protein of 419 amino acids.